GAUGUAAGUCGCUGCUGAAGAUUCGCAAACAACAAGCAAGUGCUUCUACGCACCUCCCCCUCCCACUGCGCUCUCUCAGUUACCAAAAAAAAAAAAAAAACAUGUUUCUCUUUUGCCUGAGAUACACAGUAAUGUGAAUAUCUGUGUGCUGUUGGAAACAGGCUGCUCGAAACAGAAAGAAUAGCGGACCGAAGAAUCCCUCAGUGCCGGACGAAUAAGCGACCAGCCGGGAUUUCUUCAAAUAGCGCUAUACUCAUGGAGUUCCCAAAUGAUUCCAUCGGCUUUACUGACCCCAGACACUUCCAUCUGUACAACGAGUCCCUGUUCCAGAACAACUUCAGCACCUUCAAUGGAAGUGACAGCUUCUUCCCCAAAGGCUUUAAGAUCACUAUAGCUGUGGUCUACAUGAUUGUCUGCGUGGUGGGACUGGUGGGAAACUGCUUGGUCAUGUAUGUCAUCAUCAGAUAUACCAAAAUGAAGACGGCGACCAACAUCUACAUCUUCAAUCUGGCUCUGGCCGACGCGUUGGUUUUGGCUACGCUUCCCUUUCAGGGCACCGAUGUGUUUCUGGGCUUCUGGCCGUUCGGUAAUGCCCUGUGCAAGGUGGUGGUGUCCAUCGACUACUAUAACAUGUUCACCAGUGUGUUCACCCUGACGGUGAUGAGCAUGGAUCGAUACGUGGCCGUCUGUCACCCGGUGAAGGCUCUAGACAUGCGGACCCCACACAAGGCCAAGGUGGUCAAUAUCUGCGUGUGGGUUUUGGCUUCGGCUAUUGGUGUUCCGGCGAUGGUGCUUGGAGAUGUGGAGCAGGACAACGGUGAGAGCAUCGAGUGCAUCUUGGUUCUCCCAGAUCCCCGCAGUUACUGGGACCCAGUGUUCGGGACGUGUGUUUUCCUGCUCUCCUUCCUAAUCCCUGUGGCGAUCAUCAGUGUGUGCUACAGCCUCAUGGUGAAGCGCCUCCGCAGUGUCCGCAUCCUAUCAGGAUCCAAGGAAAAAGAUCGCAACCUCCGCCGCAUCACGCGUAUGGUGCUAGUGGUAGUCGCAGCUUUCGUCGUGUGCUGGACACCCAUCCAGAUCAUGGCCUUGGCACAGUCGCUGGGCUUCAACUUGGCUAGCGUGCAGACGGUGGUGUUCAUGCAUUUCUGCAUCGCUUUGGGCUACGUCAACAGCAGUUUGAACCCCGUCCUGUAUGCAUUCCUUGAUGAAAACUUCAAGCGAUGCUUCCGUGAGUUCUGCCACCCCUCUCGUUUUGGCAUCGAUGCACAGCAGUCAGGUCGAAUGCACCAUAUCACACGCGAGGUGGCCUUCAACUGCAAGACUACAGACGGGAACAGUAAUCCCGCAUGACUAGGCGUGGAGCUGCCCCUGGUCAGCCCAGAGCCGCAACCCAAUCCAGGGACCGGAAGCUCAAGUUCUGAGUUGACUCAGAUCACAACACUCUAGCACCACAGAUACCUCCGCCAAGUGGGCGGGGGAAGGGGUUGGGCUAGGAGUGAGGGCGGAGUCAAGUUAAAUGACACGUCCUUUUAGGGACAAAGGGGCUCACUUUACAGUGUCUUAAUUGGAUUUGGAUGUUCUUGUCUACAGUUUUGUUCUUAUUCCAAAACGAAUACACUUUGCCGUUCAGUGUCGCAGCCUUGUACAGAAGCUUUGUAUGUGUUUCUUUACAACAAUCAAUGUUUCUCUUGAAAUUUAAGACUUUAGGAUUUCAUGGCCUUAAACAUACAGUACAUAUGAACCUAUGGAUUAAGUGUAUUGAUUCAUUUUGUGGUAUUGCCAAGUGUUGGACUACUGUAUACACUAUAGAGUGUAUGAACUACUAUAUGACUAUAUACAGUAAACUACAGAGACUUUUUAAGCCUGAUUGUUGUUUAAAAAAAAAAAAAGUUGAUAUUUUUCUUGGUUUGACUGUACAAUAAGCAGAAAUAUUUUAUAUUCAUGUAUGUUUGGUAGCACAGAUUCAAGCUUAAAAACAAAAAUACUUGUAAAGAAAAUGUAUCGCAUAACAGUCGUGUUCUAUUAUAUAUGUGCAUAAGAUGAAGUUAAUCACUUUCGAGGCUUUGCAGUGUUGAAGACGUCCGUCAGCAUUACCUCCAAUAUUUCUUGAAUGUUUUCUGCACCGCUCUGUAUCUUGCUUUACUACAUAUGGAUUCUUCUCGACGAGACAGACAACAAAGAGCCAGCACUGUCAUGGGUUUACAUCACAGACCACUGAAUGUGAAAAAAAAGACUAUUAAACACCAAAUUAAAGAAAUAUAUAUACAUAUAUAUAUUGAAAGUGUCAGUGAACUAUGAAGAUAUUGUACACUUAAAGCUUAUUCCUGUGAACAUUACCUUGAUAUUGUGAUUGUUUGUUUACUUGCUGCAUUGACUGGCUGAACAUCUACUUGCAUAUUUAUUGACUGGUGGGACCAUAUUCUAGUGGACUGAAAUCAAAUGCCAGCUAGGGCUAUGAACGUUUACACAGCCUUCGUGGGAAAUCGUUUUUCUUCUCUGCAUACUUAUUAAAGAGCAGUUAUUAAAAGGCACUUCUAUGGCUGUAAGACACUGAGUUUAUCAAGCAUUUAAGAUGCA
This is a messenger RNA of Danio aesculapii, 2574 nucleotides long. RefSeq names its product opiate receptor-like 1 (gene oprl1). Lineage: Eukaryota; Metazoa; Chordata; Actinopteri; Cypriniformes; Danionidae. The record is from RefSeq and is a predicted model, not a curated record. Gene Ontology annotation, biological process: neuropeptide signaling pathway; sensory perception of pain. The coding region runs from base 256 to 1347 and encodes 363 amino acids. The transcript has 4 exons. Gene Ontology annotation, cellular component: membrane; neuron projection. Gene Ontology annotation, molecular function: nociceptin receptor activity; neuropeptide binding.